ACCAUGGAGACGCACUGGUAUGCUAUUGAAGCGGGAGAAAUAAGACGCUAUGUCUGUCACAAGUUUGCCAGCGCGCAACGCAGCAACAGGUAGUGCAAUUUUUCACGAGGACAUUACAUUUAUAAUCUAUUGUUCUCAUAAACGUUUGUUUGAGUCGUAAACACAUAAGAAAACACAGAUAAGUUGACAAAACUGCGUCCAAAACAAUCAUUUGGAAAGAAUAGAAUCCCGGUGGUUGGCAAAAAAAAAUAGCAACUUGAAAGAUGUCCUCGAUGUUGGAGUCGACAAGCCACAUAAAGCGACCGAUGAACGCCUAUAUGGUUUGGUCUCGUAAGGAGCGUCGACGAAUCGCCGAAGAGUGUCCGCGAAUGCUGAAUUCCGAGAUCAGUAAGAGACUAGGAACGGAAUGGAAUCUUCUCUCGCCCGAGAAGAAAAAACCGUACGUUGAGGAAGCAAAACGACUUCGUUUGGAACACAAGAAAGAACACCCAGAGUACAAGUAUCAACCAAAACGUAAACAGAAGGGAAGGAGUAAGAUGAACUCCAGAGUUGUAGAUCAUCCAUUUAUCGAAGGUUUAACGCCUUAUCAGCCAAUGAGCAUGCCGGGAAAAUUUGACAUUCCCUCCCCUCCCAUGUUGUUUUCUUUAACCCCUUUUACAAAAAACCAUUCGUCUCGCAGACUGUCCCCAAUGAUCCAAGGAUAUCCAUCAAUUUUUCCUCCAUGUCAUCCGGCUCAAAUUGUGGACUGCCACGAUGCUCAUUUCGAAUAUGAUAGCAAAAUGAUGGAGCAGAGCAGCAGACAAGGGACAAUACAACCGCUGCACACAAUGCCUGUUGCACCUGAGAAAAAUUACCAGAUGAGUCAACACCAGGAAGCUGUACAUGAAAAAGGUAAUCCUGGAAACCAUAGGUUUCCUCAACUCAAACAGAACGCUUGUCCGAGUGAUUUUGUUAAGCUUGGAAACGAGCACCCCUUACGUGAAAACUGUCACCGUUUACGUGAGAACGAAUGUGUCAUGCGUGAAAACGAGAGCAACAUUCGAGAGCAUAAAGACGACAGAGUUCAAAGAACAGAAAUGGCAUUGCACGCGCCAUCCAUAAAACAGGUCGAAAUCCGUGAAAAUACAGUAAACAGUCAUUCAAGUUUUUAUUUAACAAACCCGAAUCCGCGACACAAUGCAGUCAGCGGCAGUUACACAGAUAUGAAACACGAAAAUGGCAUGGAUUACUGUAAAAGUUUUGAAAAACAUGGUUUGUCAACAAGUCAGCCGGAAAACGACGACGGAGAGAAAAUCAAAUUAUUCUACAACAAUUCAAGAAACAAUGGCUCAAUCUACCAUGACUUUUCAACGUCUAUCAACGAAAAAAAGUGUGAGAAACUAACAAAUGAUGAUUUAGCAACAAAAUCCGCAGCGCAAGAGCAAACGUCAAGAGGUUUUGAGAGGAUUGGAGCAGAGAGCUCAUUUCUACAAAGCUCGAACACAGCUCUAAAGCAAAACAGUGGAUGGCCACAGGAAAACACAGUUUGCACACAAGCGCUCAACUAUGACGUGAAUGCAAAGGUUUAUAGAGAAGUAAACGAAUAUUUCCGCUUGGACUGUGAAAAUCAUCGUAUGGUGGGAGAUGAUGUUGCAGUUAAAAAUCAAAAGGGCCGUGACGUCAGCAAAGAUUAUCGCGUUUUAGGCCAAAACAACGUCAAGAAAAUACAGGAUAGAGACUUCAACGAAAACGGGGAUUAUCUGUAUGGAAAGGAUUUGCGAUUAAACGAUCAGGAUUACCGUGCAGCAAUUGAAGGUUAUCGUGUAAAUGAGCAACAUUGUCGAGCGUUGAACGAGAUUCAAGGAAUCAAUGACCAAUCAGGAGUCAUACAUUCGCACUUUAAUGGCCACAUUCAUCCAAUCAAUUGCCCAAAUGAUCGUGAUAUGAACGUUGAUUUUCGCACAAAGAAUUACCCAAUGAACGCGCAAGAUUUUCGAUUUUACUCUCAAGAAUCACGUGGAAAGAGUCGAGAAGAGAGGACCUCCGAUCCAAGACAGGAUUUUAACGGCAUGGGCACGAUGUUAGGAAUGUCAAAUGGGUUUUUUCAUUUCGCUAAUCAAGACUCGACACAAGUAUACCAUUGA
Xenia sp. Carnegie-2017 is the source of this 2123-nucleotide messenger RNA. RefSeq lists its product as uncharacterized. Gene Ontology annotation, molecular function: RNA polymerase II cis-regulatory region sequence-specific DNA binding; DNA-binding transcription factor activity, RNA polymerase II-specific. The coding region runs from base 264 to 2123 and encodes 619 amino acids. NCBI's taxonomy places the organism in Eukaryota, Metazoa, Cnidaria, Anthozoa, Malacalcyonacea, Xeniidae. Gene Ontology annotation, biological process: regulation of DNA-templated transcription; cell differentiation; anatomical structure morphogenesis. The record is from RefSeq and is a predicted model, not a curated record. The transcript has 2 exons.